CUGAUCCCUGCCGGAAUGGCCAUGGGGCUCAGUGCUUCUCCACCAGCUGUGCUUCUGCUCCUCUCCCUGCUGGGUCUGGCUGCUGCUGGGAAGCUCCUGGUGGUGCCGGUGGACGGGAGCCACUGGCUCAGUAUGCGGGAAUUGCUGGACAUGCUCCAGCAGAAGGGACACGAGGUGGUCGUGGUGGCACCUGAAGUCUCCCUGCACAUCAAACCAUCCAAGACCUUUGAGAUGAAAAUGUACUCGGUCCCCUUCACUCAGGAAGAGCUGGAUAAAGUUUUCAAAGGAUCAGUAAUGGAUUUAUUUAAAGGAGGACCUUUUCUGGAAAGAGUUAUUAGACAGUACCAACAGGCAAAGAAGACCUCUGCUCUGUUCCUGGCCACCUGCACACACUUAAUUCACAACAAGGAGCUCAUCAGGUACCUUGAGGAGAGCAAGUUUGAUGCCAUCCUCACAGACCCUAUCCUCCCCUGUGGGGCAAUACUGGCUGAGUAUCUUUCCCUACCUUCCGUGUAUUUCCUGCAGCAAAUUCCAUGUGGUUUGGAAUAUCAAGCCACCCAGUGCCCCAAUCCCCCCUCCUAUGUUCCCAGAGUAUUUACAGACCUUACAGACCGCAUGACCUUUCUCCAGCGGGUGAAGAACAUGCUCUAUGACAUCCCAAAUUUCUUCCUCUGCGAUGUUGUCUUCCAACCUUAUGCAGAACUGGCUUCAGAGUUCCUCAAGCGGGAGGUGACCGUGCCGGAUCUCCUGCGCCAGGCUUCCAUUUGGCUCAUGAAGCUGGACUUUGUCCUGCACUUCCCAAAACCCUUGAUGCCUAACAUGGUUUUGAUUAGUGGAGUAAAUUGUGCUUACAAGAAGCUAAGUCAGGUGGGUCACCCUGUGUUUUCUCUUCUUGUUCUUGCAGGCUUUAGAAAUGUCUGGGACGCUGAAACUCAGCUUUCAUUAGAAAGGAGGAUUUCAAACUGUUCGUGCUUUGCAGGAAAGUGCUGGUUCUGGGAUCUGUGAAGGAUUAUCAGAGUA
Molecule: messenger RNA, 1020 nt
Organism: Passer domesticus (house sparrow)
Lineage: Eukaryota; Metazoa; Chordata; Aves; Passeriformes; Passeridae
Product: UDP-glucuronosyltransferase 1A1-like
Exons: 1
Coding region: 16-1005 (329 amino acids)
Molecular function (GO): UDP-glycosyltransferase activity
Source: RefSeq, a predicted model, not a curated record